AUGAAGCCAAAAAUUGGCAUCAUUUUAUCAUUUUUCAUUUUGAUGUGGAAUGUUUGUGAUUUCACUAAAUUAUCACCCCCAUCUCCAAAUUCGGUUUUGCCAGGGAAUGGAUUGAAUGAAACUUCUAGCUUUUCUGAAAGUGAAUCUGAAAGUUCUUCCCCAACACACAAAACUAAUGGAGAAUUAGCUAGUAAUUUAUUGGAAUCUGCUGAAUUUUAUUUGAAACAAUUAAAUGCUAAUAUUCAAGAAGCUAAAACUUCAAUAAAAGGAAAAAUAAUUAAAAAUUUAAAUGAAAAAUCUUUUCAUCUUAAAAAUGGUAAAAAAGAAAAUAAUGCUGAAAGAAUGAUUGAAAACCCGAAUUUUGAAGCAAAAUUUGAAAAAGAAAAAAUAAAUAUUAAAAAUAAAUUAUCAAACCUUCUCGAGGGAUUCAAGAAACAAUACAAAAAUUUAAAAGAAAAUAUUAAAAAUUAUGGAUCACUACAAUUAACAGAAUAUGACGAUAAAAAUAUUUUAGAAAGAGGAAUUAAUUUAUUAUUAAUUAUUGAAGAAUAUAUUGAAAGUAAAGAAUAUUCUCAUUUAAUAUUUUUAAAAAAGUUUCGAGAACAAAUUAAAAGGGCUCUAAAACAAUUCAAGGACUCCGUUGAGACAAUUAAUAUACUGAAUAACUUUAAGCAUAAAGAACGUAUAUUUAAUGCAAAUAAUAUUUACGAUCGUGGAUAUUUAAAAAAAGAACAAGAUAAUUUAACUAUAAUGUUAAGAGAUCAAAGAAAGAACAAAGAAGAAUUAAGAAAUUCUGUAGGACAUAUUGAAGGAAUAAUUGUUAGAGCUCGACAAACUGUAAACGGUGUAAUGAGAGGAAUAGUUGCUGAAAAAGUAAAUAUAGCAAAUAAAAUGAAUGUGAAAACAAAAAUUCCAGUCCCUAUUUUUGAAAAUUCCACCCAAAAGUUAACUAGAUUUCCAAUUUUCGGUAGCCAUGGCCUCUUAAUCUGAUUUUC
This is a messenger RNA of Meloidogyne enterolobii, 995 nucleotides long. The record is from the annotation of a GenBank genome assembly. Lineage: Eukaryota; Metazoa; Nematoda; Chromadorea; Rhabditida; Meloidogynidae.